CGCAGAGUGCAGACUCUUGUUGUUAUUAUUAUUUUUGUUGUAGUGCACCUACCCGCCACCGCGGUCGUCGUGUUCACACCAUUUUCGUGUGCGUGUGUGCGUGUGCCGCCGUCUGCCGUGCCGAUCGACCGAUCUCGCGCAGUUCGCCGACGCUGCCGUUGCCCGUUGCUGUCUCCCGUCUUGCACGCGUGUGUAUGUGUGGUGCCGUGCGUGUGCGUGUGCGUGUUGCCGUUUCGUUGCGUUUGUUGCCGACGACGACACGUCUAAAUGGGAAGCGUGAACAACGCUGUCCGUUGCGGUUUCAUAUGUCGUCUGUGUUCGAAAAUCGACAAGCGCGUUGUGCACAUCUACGGCGAACUAGGCAGAAAAUACAAUUUGGUUCAAAAGAUCAGAGACUAUUUGCCCAUAAAGAUUAAAUCUUCUGAUGGUUUGCCGCUCACAUUAUGUGUAUCAUGUGUUCAAAGAUUAAAUCGCAGGCACACAUUACAAAUGGCGAUAAAGCACAGUACUGCUCGUAUAGUAUCUCGCACCACAGUAGAAUCUACCACCGGAAGAGACGAGUGUAAUCAACGCCAACAAAUACACCUCAGCUCAGCUGUACAGUCAAUUUGAUUUUCGUCUUCUUUUAUUGUAUAUACCUAUUUUUUUUUUUUCAAUGAAGACUGUUAUAAAAAUUGAGUUCAAAACACAUGAGCUGAAUAAUGUUAUUCAAAUUUGUCAAGUCUCAUCAGUGAAUUACUAAAAGUGUUUUACUAACGGUUUUUAUUAGAUUUAAGUUGAGCAAUAAGGUUAUUUAACAAAAAUUAUUUUAAGUAUAUAAUUAUAUUUCUAUGUAUAACAUUAAAAAUACCUAAAAUAAUUUAUUUUUGAUUGUAUGUAAGUUAAUUUUAUGUAAGCUAAAAUGCUUGUUUUGUUUAAGAAUAGUGCUGAUGUAGACCUAUUAGUAAUAUAUUAGGGGUAGUCAAAAUAAAUAUGUUAAUAAUAAGUAAAUGUAUAGAUAUCCAAUCUACCACUGCAUUUGACAACUAUGCAUUUUUCAAGUAUCAUAUACAAAAUAGGACAUAGAAAACCAACAAAAAUGUAUUUUAUAUUAAUAAUUGAACAUAAUAUGUUAUAUUAUAAAGUUAUUCAUGUUCAAUUGAAGACUUGAAAAAUGCAUACACAUUAUCAUCAAUUUUUUUUUCUUAUAAUAGUUUCAAUUAUAUUUCAAAAAGGGGUUACUACUAUUGUUUACUAAACCACCAACGUAUUUAAAUAACAUGGCGUGCCAUUUGUCUUUAAUUUUAUGUUAAUUUUUAAAAGUAUUCACUUUAUAUAAUUUGAAAUGAACUUUUCCUGAUCUCAAACUUAUGGGAAGGUUUUUAGUACAGAUUUGUUGAAUUUUUUAACAUAUUGAAUUUGACAUCCCAAUAAAUAUUAAUUUUUAAUUGAUUUUUUUAGUAAAAUCAGUGCCUAUAAAAUUCAAUUUAAGUAUUAAUAUUUUAUAAAAUUUAAGUUUAUAUUUUACUUUGUAGAUCUAGAAAAAUAGUACAAUAAGUGCAAUAUGAAUUGGCGCUGAAUAAAAAAUUGUUUGAAACUUUUAAUUUAUUAUGUUUUAUGAUGUACUUCUUUUUCAGAAAUAGUAAUUUAACAAAAUUAAAAAAAAAAAAUUUUUAUUGUGUUAUGUUUUGUAAAAAUUUUGAACUUCCAUUAAAUAUGUUUAUCUUCUUGUUAACUUGACCUGCAAUAUAAAUAAUUGUUAAGAUGUGAAAAAGAUAGUAUUAUAAUUUGUCAUUUGAAAAACUUA
Metopolophium dirhodum (rose-grain aphid) is the source of this 1786-nucleotide messenger RNA. RefSeq lists its product as uncharacterized. Gene Ontology annotation, molecular function: zinc ion binding. Lineage: Eukaryota; Metazoa; Arthropoda; Insecta; Hemiptera; Aphididae. The record is from RefSeq and is a predicted model, not a curated record. The transcript has 2 exons. Bases 268 to 612 code for a protein of 114 amino acids. Gene Ontology annotation, cellular component: nucleus.